Molecule: messenger RNA, 5014 nt
Organism: Coccinella septempunctata (seven-spotted ladybird)
Lineage: Eukaryota; Metazoa; Arthropoda; Insecta; Coleoptera; Coccinellidae
Product: protein grainyhead
Exons: 14
Coding region: 354-3704 (1116 amino acids)
Biological process (GO): regulation of transcription by RNA polymerase II
Cellular component (GO): nucleus
Molecular function (GO): DNA-binding transcription activator activity, RNA polymerase II-specific; RNA polymerase II cis-regulatory region sequence-specific DNA binding
Source: RefSeq, a predicted model, not a curated record
AGUACGAAUCACCUGUAGACGCCUUUAGUAUGUGAUUGAAUAAAGGAAGGUUUCUCGAAUGAUGCUCAUUGAAUUAGUUCUGAAAACGUGAUGGGACAAAUGAAUUCGUUCAGUGCGAAGUGUUGUGAAAGGCUGAUCUUUACGUGAAGACGCGAAAGGACAAACGCCUCAUUCCAACAUUUACCACUAGAAUAGGUCGAGAUCCAGACCGAGGCGUUGAGACACCAACAAAUGAACAUUUCAAAGUUAAAUUAUAUAGCCAUCAAAGUGCCAUAGUUUAGAACGAACUCGAACUCAAGUGCAAUACGCGUGCAAGUGAACUUUCUGUGAUAAAAAAACCUUCUGUUGCCAUAAUGACAAGAAGAACGGUGGAAGAAUCGACUAAUGCUCAAAUCGAGACAGAAUCGCCGAUGAUGUCUCCCUUACCCCCUCAGGCAUCGCCGGCCAACCGAUCGCCAUUGACUGAAAGCCCACAGUCGCCAGCAAUGCUUGCCACCAUGACGCCAGUGAAUGUCAUGGAGCUCAAAAAGGAAAUCGAUGAAAAAAGUGCCAUGGGAAACGGUAGUCUAUACGCUCAGGUCAAAACCGAAGUUAUGUACGAUAAGGAUGAAGAACUCUAUGCUCACCAUCAUGCCAUUCAUGAUAAGAACGAUACUCCAAUAGACCUCAUUUACGAAGAUGGAAACAAGACUGUCAUCUAUACCACCGCGCCUGAUCAGAAGGGUAUAGAGAUCUACUCGGCUGAUAACUCUGGGGAGAUCACCAUCAACAAUCUCAGCGCCCAUCAGAUCCAAGGGCAGCAUCAGAUCGCCGAUGUGUUGAUAGAGGGGAAUGCUCAGGGAUUAGUUGGAAGUGGCUCAGAUUCAUCCAAUACACCCCCUGGAACUGUUACUGUUACCGGUUUACUGCAGUAUCCCCAGUCCCAGGUUCCUGCUACAACUGUUCUUGUACUGUCUGAGCUGGUUGAGGACAUGGGAGCAGUUCCUGUAGUUGGAUUAAGAAAACGGAAGGAACACCUAGAUUCCAACGUUUCGGGAGCCCAGCCAUCGGCAGGGGAAUUGACAGUGGUGGGACAACGUGGUAUGGCAGAAGUUCCUGAGGGGGCAGCGCCUCCAUCAGACGACCACCAGACUUGGAGGGCAUACUACGAACAUCCCCUAACCGCAGCCACCACCGCCAUGCUUAACAUAAACGGUGGCGCCGAGGAGAAUUCCCCCACCAUGGGCUUCAUUUAUGAAUACUACAAAUUGCCGGACGCUAAAGAGAAACUUGAGAAUAUCUGGCCAGCGAGUUCCCAAGCUGGUAGCAUCUUGACAUCGCAACUGAAAGCAACCAAUGGUUUAGUAAGUGGGACGGGCUUAGAACUAGCGACCACGCCUAUGAGUACCGGGAGUCAACUGAGCUCGCAAGAAUUGCAAGGUUUAUUCCUGAACAAUCAACACAUCUAUGCACAACCGUCGCCUACCGGACAGAACCUGCAAAUUGUCAAACGCGAACCCGAGGACCUCAGCCAUCACCGAAAACUUGACAGUAGCUCGCCAGGCUCGUCCAGUCUCGACAGUUCGAUCAUAGUGACCAAGCAGCCCCGCCACAAGGUCGUGCUGGUGUCAUCGACAGGCAGCCACCAGGGAGAUGUUAUAGUGGACGUGAAUUCGAUCAAAGACGAGUCCCAUCGCGGCCUCAGUUCGCCUCAGCACGGUUCGCGUUCGGUGAACGGCACCCCAACAUCGACCCACAGCAGCCUCCUGGCCGACGGUUCCAGCACCGGGCCCAUCGAGUUCAUACAUUCGGAUGGCCUCAAGCCGGCUAUGUAUACCACGCAAAUUUUCGCGCCCAUGAACGCCACCCACAGCGGCAGCGGCACCCCGUCACCGAUACCCUAUUCCGAGCAGUACGGCCAGAGCCUCGUCGGCACGUCCAGUUCCUACAGUGUACCACGUCCGGCCAGUUCGACCGCCUUCUCCUCCUCGGACCCCUAUUACCGUUACAACGAUUACACCACCGUCACGUCGGGCGCCGUCACCCCCGAACCCAUCUACUCCUCGCAGCUGAGGCAGUCUCAGCUCGGCUACGCGGACGACACGUCCGGCGGCGCGACGCCCAGUUUUAUCGAACGUUACGUGCGACAAUCGUACCAUGGGAAGAGCGUCAUCGCGACGACGGCUGCAGGACUCACCGUCGACCUACCGAGCCCCGACAGCGGCAUCGGGCAGGACGCGGUCACGCCACGUGACCAAAACAACAUUCAUCAGUCGUUCGACUACACGGACCUAUGCCAAACGAACUCCUCUCUGCUGGACCCGCUGUCCCUCUCCCAAAGGAGCAGCAACUCGAAUUCGCCAGGGAACCAAGCGACGAGUAGGAGCAGGCCUUGGCACGACUUCGGAAGGCAGAACGACGCCGACAAAAUCCAGAUUCCCAAAGUAUUCUCUCCAGUCGGCUUCAAAUAUCAUCUAGAAACCCCGAUAUCCACAUCACAAAGACGAGAAGAUGACAGGAUCACUUACAUCAAUAAAGGUCAAUUUUACGGCAUAACACUAGAAUAUAUUCCAGACCCGGAUAAACAGCUGAAGUCACAAACUGUAAAGAGUAUCGUAAUGCUGAUGUUCAGAGAAGAAAAAAGUCCCGAUGAUGAGAUUAAAGCCUGGCAGUUUUGGCAUGGCAGGCAACAUUCGGUGAAACAACGUAUCCUCGAUGCUGACACGAAGAAUAGCGUAGGUCUAGUUGGAUGUAUAGAGGAAGUAGCACACAAUGCCAUUGCUAUCUAUUGGAACCCGCUGGAAAGUUCGGCUAAGAUCAACAUUGCCGUGCAAUGUCUGAGCACGGAUUUCAGUAGUCAGAAGGGAGUGAAAGGUCUUCCGUUACACCUUCAGAUCGAUACGUACGAAGACCCUAGAGAUACACAAAUUUAUCAUAGGGGCUAUUGCCAAAUCAAAGUGUUUUGUGAUAAGGGCGCCGAAAGGAAAACGCGGGAUGAAGAGAGGAGGGCGGCCAAGAGAAAAAUGACGGCGACAGGCCGAAAGAAGCUGGACGAACUGUACCAUCCGAUGUGCGAGAGAUCCGAGUUCUACAGCAUGAGCGAUUUGAACAAACCUCCAGUCCUAUUCUCCCCCGCCGAAGAUCUCGAUAAGCUCACGACCAUGGAGCUUCAGGGUUUCUACCCGCACGACGCGGAGGGUUCCCUGGGCGGUCCGGUGGACCACGUCAAGGCCGGUUCGCCCUUCCUGCUGCACCCCGCUGUCAAACCGCCGACCACGCCGACGUUGAAGUUCCACAACCAUUUCCCGCCGGAGGCUGACAAGAAGGACAGCCUGCUGGACAACAGCAUGACGACGGACGGGAACGUGUUCCAGCCGCCGAUCAAACGCGUGAAGAUGUCCGCAGGGGGACCGGGGAACGUCGGCCCGCCGCCCCUGCACGAGAGGGUGAUGCUGUACGUCAGGCAGGAGAACGAGGACGUCUACACGCCGUUACACGUGGUGCCGCCGACGACGCAAGGCCUUCUCAACGCUAUUGAGAAUAAGUACAAAAUUAGCGCUUCGAGCAUAAAUAACUUGUAUCGCAAAAACAAAAAAGGCAUUAUAGCCAAGAUUGAUGACGAUAUGGUUUCGUAUUACUGCAACGAGGAUCUCUUCUUGUUAGAAUUGAAAGCAGUAGACGAAGACCUGUUCGACAUAACUUUCAUUGAAUAUACGGACCAAUGAAGACUUGCCAUAUCUCUUAUAUUUGUAAUUUUACGAAUCAGUUUUAUAUUAUAUUGAUCUGUUGUGAUUGUUUUAUAUUAUUAUGUAUUAUGAAGAGCGAAAAGUUCACUGUAGAAAUUUAUAUUUGUUUAUAGUUGGUAGAUAUGUUGAAAGUGUCUUUUCUAUCAUUUUAAUACGAUUUAAGUUAUUGUUAGCCAUUUUUUGUUUUUUUUUUAUAGAUUCAUAUCAUCAGAUAAUAAUUUGUAAAAUAUUAAAGUGAUCAUAAAUGCUAUGGUUAGCAUCAGGAAACGCUUGAAACAAAUAAUAUUUGUUGCACUUUGAGGUUCUGCAACGGAGUAAUGUUUUUUCACAAUUUCUCGAAUUGGUCACUAUUGAUCUCAAAAUUACUUUAUGUAAAUGAUCUGAACUCGUGACAUGUACAGACUAUUAGCUGAUUAUAUAGUUAUUAUAUAAUAGGAGACGGGGAGGAUAUUUCAAAUGUAAAUAGCUUUUUAAUACAUACGUGUAAAUAGUAACUAAGCCAUGACAGAAGAAAAAUAAACACGUCGUUACUUUGUGAUAAACCCUUCUGCGCGUUAUCGCGUGGAGCCUCUUAUUUUAGAGAUCUAAAAGUUUGUUGCUCAGUUGAAUUUCUAAAGUUAAUUCGCUAAAUUUAUAGUUUCUCUUUGUUGGUGUUUCAGAUAAAACUUACGAUAUUCAAAUAUCGUUAUAGAUAUAUAUUUUUUGGGUGAAUCCGUGAUAUUUGCUUUAAGAAAAAUUUUAAUUGGAAAAGAAAAGUUAAAAUCCGCACUUAUAGCUUCAAUUUCAAUUCCGUUUUUUCAACAGCGAAAAAUAAAAAAAUCAAAAACGUACCUGACUUAACGCUUUAUAAUUAAUUCGCUUUUUGGGGUCUCUAUUUGAAUGGUUUGUCCAAAUCGAAACAUUCCGAGGUACAUUUUUCGAAGUGGGAAAAUUGAAUGAAGUUUUUUAUGAAGAAGGUACUGAACUGACGUUUCAUUGUUUUGUAUAUUAUUAAUUUAUUUUACACAGCUCGAGAAGUUGUGUAAUAUUUUGAUUGAUAUUAGAGUAGAAUAAGUUAAAAUAGCUCUCUGUAUCCAUCAUCUUUUUUUCUAGUUAUAUCGAACAGAUGCAACAGAUAUUAUAUAUACAUAUAUAUAAAUAUAUAUAUACGUAAGAAUCAUCUAAAAAAAGUUGAUUUCAUAAUUCGACAUUGUUGUGAAUCAAUAUUACUUAUAAUCGCAAUAUUAUAUUAUGUAAGGUUUUUUUUUUAUAAAUGUAUGAUUAUCUUUUAAGUAAAAACUGAAUUUUUC